Ilex paraguariensis (yerba mate) is the source of this 1010-nucleotide messenger RNA. The record is from the annotation of a GenBank genome assembly. Lineage: Eukaryota; Viridiplantae; Streptophyta; Magnoliopsida; Aquifoliales; Aquifoliaceae.
CACAUUGUUCUUAGAAUGUCUAGGUUAAUUAAGGACCUAUUCUCUCAUAGAUGGUGUUUUCCACCUUAGAAGAGUUAUUGUUUUUCCAAUGGUGUUGGAACAAAUGCAUCUUGAAGUAUGCAUUCUUGCUCCUCUUUAAGUAGUGUUGGUUGUGUAAUUUUUGGAUUACCAUAUGUUUUUGCUGAUUUAUACAGACUUCCACGCUGGAGAAAGAGGCAUAUCCAGCUUUAGAUCAAUUAUCCGCUAAAACCAAUGCAGAUAACCUACAACGUGUGAGGCUUAUAAAAGGUCGUAUGGUUGCUCUGUCUGGACGUGUUCAGAAGGUGAGAGAUGAGCUUGAACAUUUAUUGGAUGAUGAUAGGGAGAUGGCUGAGAUGUAUUUGACUAAUAAACUUGCCAGUCUAGAAUCCGAAGGUUUUUUCCCAGGUGAUGAGCCACAGAAUGAUGCUAAUGCAUUUGAAUUAGAUGACGUGAGCAACGAGGACAUAAGUUACAAAAGCCGCACUGCACCUGUCAGAAGUUAUUGGCCAAAUAUUGAGGAGUUGGAGUCGCUAUUGGGAGCAUACUUCAUGCAAAUGGAGGAAAUUUUAAACAAGCUAUUCACUAUGCGGGAAUAUGUCCAUGAUACAGAGGACUACAUCAACAUCAUUCUGGACGACAAACAGAACCAGCUACUGCAAAUGGGUGUUAUUGUUAGCUCAUUAGUGUUGAUUAUGAAUCUUGGCGUUGUGACUGAUGCAGUAAUGAACAUGAACAUCCACAUCAGUCUCUUUGAUGCUGGAAAAUAUUUGCAGUUCUAUGAAACUGCUGCUGGUAUUGUUUGUGGCUGCUCAACCAUAUUUUUUUUAGCCAUCAUGUUGGGUAAGAAAAAGGGGUUGUUUGGUUGAUGAAAUUUUGCUCUUGUGGAUGUCAGAACAGAAGUAAAUAGUAUCUGUUAUGAACAUGAUACUUGGAAGUAUAUUGAUGUAAUAUUAAGAAUGUAUGUUUCGAAUUCUUUCCUACAUGAAACA